Molecule: messenger RNA, 1584 nt
Organism: Centruroides sculpturatus (bark scorpion)
Lineage: Eukaryota; Metazoa; Arthropoda; Arachnida; Scorpiones; Buthidae
Exons: 1
Coding region: 1-1584 (527 amino acids)
Molecular function (GO): nucleic acid binding; RNA-DNA hybrid ribonuclease activity
Source: RefSeq, a predicted model, not a curated record
AUGCCGAUGAUGCUCUUGUGCUCCUUGGGGGCUGCUCUCGUGCUGCUCGAGGAAAACAGCAGCAAUACUCUGAAUAAGAUCUUACACUGGGGAGAAGAAUACAAACUAAGAUUUAACGCAAGGAAAACCAAAGGUAUCAUCUUUAACAAACAAGGCAAACAGAACUUAUACCUCAGAGUGCCCACAAUUAAAAUGGGAGGUCACUCGGUCACUACUGAAAAAUCCAUUAAGUACUUGGGAGUAAUUCUCGACCAUCGACUCUUCUGGAAAGAGCACAUAGAUUACAUCACUGAGCAGACCGGAAAAAUCUUUAAUGCCUUUGCCCGUAUUGCAAAGAGUAGAUGGGGCUUGGCCUCCGAAGCUAUGGAAACAAUCUACAAUAAAAUUUUUGUGCCCAUAACAUCAUAUGCGUGCGGCAGCUGGGAAUUGGCUGUCCGCAAAGUGCACAACAGACGUAAAGUGAUAUCCGCUCAAAGUGCACUUAUGCACAUUACUAGAAGGUAUGCAACAACUCCCAAUACCUCCCUACAGAUUCUGGCCAAACAGGCACCCAUAGAUAAACUUCUGAUCUCUAAGGCAACAUUCUGGAACUUCAAAUGGGGCCACACCAUUUACACAGAAAACUAUAACAUCAAUAGCAGUGACUUCGAAAGCAGCAUUGAUUAUGCUCUUACCAGGCAUCUGGCAACACCCAAUUUAAUCACCUUCUCUCAGCCUGAGCAUGCAAACAUCGAAAUUUAUACAGAUGGCUCAAAAGCAGAUUUUAAGGUGGACAGCGGUUUUGUCGCCUUCCACAAUAGCAACGAGAUUGUCUCUGGAAGUUACUGGCUGGGCAAACACUGUUCUGUACUCCAAGCAGAGUUGUUUGCCAUCAAAAUGGCGGGGACUUGCUCAGUCACCAACUACACUAACAACACUGUGGCCAUUAUUUCGGAUAGUGCUUCAUCCAUCUCCCUGCUGCAAAGUGCCACUGGUCACCCCAUCUCCAAUGAAAUAAAAGACAUCAUCAACAACACUAACAACCGCUAUUUCAUUUAUUGGACACGAGCCCACCAGGGCUUGCCUGGUAAUGAGCGUGCCAAUGCCCUGGCGAAAUCCACAGGAGAUGACACCAAUCUCCCUAUCUCUUAUACUAAGCUAACCUCUAAAACAGUCAAGAACCUACUUUGGAAGGAUCUUAUUCUUUCCUGGCAGCAGGACUGGAAUGAUAUUAACCAUCAUACUACAUAUAAUUUCAUCCCUCUCAUUGAGACUUUUAUUUUUAGCAGGUGGUACAAACCUUGCCAUCAUGCUAGUCAAUUCCUCAGUAAUCAUGGCAGAUUCAACUCAUACCUUACAAGGUUCACUAACACAUCCAAUCCUAACUGCUCCCUGUGCGGUGUUGAGAACGGCAGUCAACACUUCUUCUUCAACUGCCUGAUGUUAGAACCAGAGCGGCUUCACCUUAAGCUCACUAUUGAGGCACAUGGUGGAAUAUGGCCCACUGACUGUACGAGAAUCUUUGACUAUGAGGACACUUAUGAUGCCUUCUUAACACUCAUCACUAAAUACUUUCUACGAACCACGGUCAAUGCCUACUCCUAG